AUGCAGAAUCCAAAACGUGGCAAGGCCGUGCCGACUGACACCCCGGCGUCCAAAUUUUUGUACGCCAUCCUCAAACAGUUGGAUCUUAGAUCGGUUGAUUGGAACCUAGUAGCCUCUGAUCUCGAAAUCUCCAAUGGCCACGCUGCACGGAUGCGAUACUCACGGUUUAGACAGCAGAUGGAGGGCAACGUUCCAUCAACCCGGGCUCCCCGUGCUAAGAAAGACAACACCAAGUCGAGCAAGGGUAGUUUGCCCAGCGAGAACGGCCAGAAGAGUCUUCUAUCCCUUUCUUCAGAGCCAGUGGCGAACCAGGGAUUUUCAGCUCCCUACGGCGAGCAUGUUUCCUCCUUGAUGAUGCCAACUCCUGGUCCUUCGCUCUCUCCUAUGAUGCCGCCUACUCAUCCAGCUGCGCGACUACCAUACCAUCCCUCUCCUCUUCCUACACCCGAGGUAAAGCACGAACCUCUGGAGGCUACUUUCGAGCCUUGCCUGGAGUCUAUGUUUAAAGCCGAGCCCUACGAUGAGCACGUCCCAUCGCUGGUGGAUAUCCCUCUGACUACAUCUUUCCCAAUGUCGACUAUCCCACCAGCUGUUGCGCCGUACACUUCUAUGUUUGCCAGCUCAGGCAACCCGGUCAUGUAUCCAUCUGCAGCCGCACUUCAGCCCGGGCUUCAAGCUGAGUUUCGACCUGCGUUUCAGCCCGAGCCAUUCUACCACGAGCCCUUCGGAGCUCAGCACCUGAACAAUUUCUGGUGGCCUAAGAUACAGCCGGAGCAGGUGAUAGUGGGAGAGGAUAUGGAGGUCGAAGAAGAAAUCAAGGAGGAGCCGCGAGAGGAUGGUGAUGCUACGAUCUACUUCGCCUCAAUCAUCAUGCCUGGCGCCAAACAGGCAAAAUCCGAGGAUGAAAUUCCUCAGAUUGAUGCUCAGUUCAUUGUCCAAGUGGCCGCUGCCCUUGGCUAUACCAAUGUUGCCUCCACCGCGAACCGAUUCCGCGCCCUGCGCAAGCGUUAUGGGUUUGACCUCGAAGCCACCCAGACAACUGGAAGCCCCACCAAGAUAGAUAGCGCGUUGGCUGGAGGGAACGGUCCCAUGGAUGCUCAGAACGGGCAGGCCGGCCUUGAACUGACUACCCCGACCAAACGCAAGGCGCCUGCGAAGGGAAACCCCCGAAAGAAAACCAAGGCCAAUGCCGAGGGGGCCGCUGAGUCGAAUAACUCCGAUGAAGCUCAGGCUGGGUCGGAUGUCGAUACCAAGCCGAACACAAAGGAUCGCAAGAAGGGCGCUGCUGCCCGUGCCAAGUUUGCUCCCAAGGUGGAAGUUGUGGUUGCGCCUGAGACCCAAGAUAGGCUUGAUCUUGGAAGCGAGGUCGUUUAA
This is a messenger RNA of Aspergillus aculeatus ATCC 16872, 1374 nucleotides long. RefSeq lists its product as uncharacterized. Lineage: Eukaryota; Fungi; Ascomycota; Eurotiomycetes; Eurotiales; Aspergillaceae. The record is from RefSeq and is a predicted model, not a curated record. The coding region runs from base 1 to 1374 and encodes 457 amino acids. The transcript has 4 exons.